Messenger RNA from Neomonachus schauinslandi (Hawaiian monk seal), 1392 nucleotides. It is a transcript of the gene GDF6, whose product is annotated as growth differentiation factor 6. The transcript is spliced from 2 exons. Gene Ontology annotation, biological process: SMAD protein signal transduction; BMP signaling pathway. The record is from RefSeq and is a predicted model, not a curated record. Lineage: Eukaryota; Metazoa; Chordata; Mammalia; Carnivora; Phocidae. Bases 1 to 1392 code for a protein of 463 amino acids. Gene Ontology annotation, molecular function: cytokine activity; growth factor activity. Gene Ontology annotation, cellular component: extracellular region.
AUGGAUACUCCUAGAGUCCUGCUGUCGGCCGUCUUCCUCAUCAGUUUCCUGUGGGAUUUGCCCGGUUUCCAGCAGGCUUCCAUCUCCUCCUCCUCGUCGUCCGCGGAGCUGGGCUCUGCCAAGGGAAUGCGAAGUCGCAAGGAAGGGAAGAUGCCGCGGGCGCCACGAGACAGUAGUACCACGGCCCGGGCGCCCCUGGAGCGCCACGAGCCAGGACCGCGGCCACAGGAUGAGCCCCGGCGGCGGCCGCCGCAGCAGCCCCAAGCGCAGGAGCCUCCCGGCAGGGGCCCGCGCGUGGUGCCCCACGAGUACAUGCUGUCAAUUUACAGGACUUACUCCAUCGCCGAGAAGCUGGGCAUCAAUGCCAGCUUUUUCCAGUCUUCCAAGUCGGCUAAUACGAUCACUAGCUUUGUAGACAGGGGACUAGACGAUCUCUCGCACACUCCUCUCCGGAGACAGAAGUAUUUGUUUGAUGUGUCCACGCUCUCAGACAAAGAAGAGCUGGUGGGCGCGGAGCUGCGGCUCUUUCGCCAGGAGCCCGCAACGCCCUGGGGGCCACCGGCCGGGCCGCUCCACGUGCAGCUCUUCCCCUGCUUGUCGCCCCUGCUGCUGGACGCGCGGACCCUGGACCCGCAGGGGGCGCCCCGGGCCGGCUGGGAAGUCUUCGACGUGUGGCAGGGCCUGCGCCAGCAGCCCUGGAAGCAGCUGUGCUUGGAGCUGCGGGCCGCGUGGGGCGAGCCGGGAGCCGGGGAGGCCGAGGCACGCGCGCCGGCGCCCCAGCAGCCGCCGCCCCCGGACCUGCGGAGUCUGGGCUUCGGCCGGAGGGUGCGGCCCCCCCAGGAGCGCGCCCUGCUCGUCGUGUUCACCAGAUCCCAGCGCAAGAACCUGUUCGCCGAGAUGCGCGAACAGCUGGGCUCGGCCGAGGUCGCGGGCCCCGGCGGCGCCGGCGCCGAGGGGUCGUGGCCGCCGCCGUCGGGCGCCCCGGACGCCGGGCCUUGGCUGCCCUCGCCCGGCCGCCGGCGGCGGCGCACAGCCUUCGCCAGCCGCCACGGUAAGCGGCACGGCAAGAAGUCGAGGCUGCGCUGCAGCAAGAAGCCCCUGCACGUGAACUUCAAGGAGCUGGGCUGGGACGACUGGAUUAUCGCGCCCCUGGAGUACGAGGCCUACCACUGCGAAGGCGUGUGCGACUUCCCGCUGCGCUCGCACCUGGAGCCCACCAACCACGCCAUCAUCCAGACGUUGAUGAACUCCAUGGAUCCCGGCUCCACCCCGCCCAGCUGCUGUGUGCCCACCAAAUUGACUCCCAUCAGCAUCCUGUACAUCGACGCGGGCAAUAACGUGGUCUACAAGCAGUACGAGGACAUGGUGGUGGAGUCCUGCGGCUGCAGGUAG